Molecule: messenger RNA, 1133 nt
Organism: Pyrus x bretschneideri (Chinese white pear)
Lineage: Eukaryota; Viridiplantae; Streptophyta; Magnoliopsida; Rosales; Rosaceae
Product: ribosome-binding factor PSRP1, chloroplastic
Exons: 5
Coding region: 128-1015 (295 amino acids)
Biological process (GO): primary metabolic process; negative regulation of translational elongation
Cellular component (GO): cytosolic small ribosomal subunit
Molecular function (GO): ribosomal small subunit binding
Source: RefSeq, a predicted model, not a curated record
CUCGCUCUGUAAAACCCACAGCUGCUAAACCCCCUAAUUUUCUCGCACUUUCCUUCCAAUUUUCCAUCGAUCCAAACACUCCUUAUCGCUUUACCACAAACCCUAAGUUCUGCGUUAAUCUAACCCAAUGGCAACUCUGUUUACUUCUCCACAAUCAAUGGCAACACUCUCAUCGCCGAUUUUCCAAAAGCCCCAAAUCUUCACAUUAUCGUCUAGCUCUUCCAAUUUCUUGAAUCCGUCGAAGAAUCUGAAACCCAUUGCGAUUGCGAUUCGAUCCCGAAAGUGCCGCGGCAAGUCGCUCUCCGUGCAGAUGUCCUGGGACGGCCCGCUCUCCUCGGUCAAGCUGAUCAUACAAGGAAAGAAUUUGGAGUUAUCGGAGGCAGUGAAGAAGCAUGUGGAAGACAAGGUUGGCAAGGCAGUUCAAAAGCAUAGUCACCUAGUGAGGGAAGCCGAUGUUCGGUUGUCUGUUCGAGGUGGAGAGCUUGGAAAAGGCCCCAGGAUUCGGAGAUGUGAGGUGACUUUGUUCACGAAGAAGCAUGGAGUGUUCCGUGCUGAGGAAGAAGCUGAGACACUUUACGCGAGCAUAGAUUUGGCAUCUUCGAUUAUCCAGAGGAAGUUGAGGAAAAUCAAGGAGAAGGAAUCGGAUCACGGGCGGCACAUGAAAGGCUUUAACAGAUCGAAAGUUAGGGAGCCUGCAAUGCAAGCAUUGGCGGAAGAUGAAGAGGAAGAGGCAGAGGCAGUUCCCCAAGAGCAGGAAGAAGACUUCAUUGACGAGGUUGUUCGAACGAAAUACUUUGACAUGCCGCCUUUGACGGUUGCUGAAGCAGUUGAUCAACUGGAAAAUGUUGAUCACGACUUCUAUGCUUUCCGAAAUGAAGAAACUGGUGAGAUUAAUGUAAUAUACAAACGAGAAGAAGGCGGUUAUGGACUUAUUAUACCGAAAGGAAAUGGUAAAGCGGAGAAGUCACAGCACGUGGUGGUAGAGCGAGCUAGAGAACGCUCCUUGGCGGAAUAAAGAGGCCUAGGUAUCCAGUCUUGUACAGCGGUGUUUCUUAAAGUUUGAGGGGCGUAGUUUUUGUAACGUACGAAUGAAAGCUUAUGAGCAAAUUAAAAUCAUAAACAUCAAUUCCUCA